Molecule: messenger RNA, 5053 nt
Organism: Aedes albopictus (Asian tiger mosquito)
Lineage: Eukaryota; Metazoa; Arthropoda; Insecta; Diptera; Culicidae
Product: myosin heavy chain, cardiac muscle isoform-like
Exons: 26
Coding region: 227-4861 (1544 amino acids)
Source: RefSeq, a predicted model, not a curated record
CUCGCGCGCGUAUCGCGAUUCCGCGCGCGGAGAUGUGGUGAGGGUGUUCGCACAUCGCGCACAUCAAACCGUCAUCGUCAUAAAAGAUGUAAUUGUGCCUUGAACGUAAACAAAGUAACCAGUGAUUUUGUGCUGCUGCAGUCUGCUCCAAUUUUGUCGUCCCGAGCGAAAGACCUGUCAAAAGUGUCUUUUUUAUUCUGUCUGCGUAGCUCCUCUGGAUGUCCCGAUGGAUUCUGGACUGGGUAGCUCCUCGGUUGAAGAUGUGGCCAUUGCCGCUCCGGAGCAGCAGCCAGGCGGAGAAGCACCACAGCAGCAGCAGCAGCAAGCCCUAGGCUGCUGCCAGACGGCGGCGGCGGAGGGUGGCGAUUGUGCGAAAUGCGGCGAAACUCGUUUGCUGGACGUCGGCCUGGUGGAGGAACUGAACUUGGUGUUCGAGCGACGUCUUCGGAUCGUGGAGGAACACGGGAACGACAGUCACAUCAAGAUUGAACUCUACGAGGACUGGAUCAAACAGUUGAGGCUGGUUAAUUUGGAUCUGGUGGGAGCCAUAAAAGAAGUACAGGACACUUGCAGGGCUCGCUUAGAGCUAAUGACGGCAAAUUAUAAGAAAAACUUAGCACGCCUCGGACCGCAGACACUUCAACGGUUGGAAAAUGAUAGAAACAGUCUGCUGGAGGUGAUACGAAGAGCAUGCCACACCGGCAAGUGGGACAUUAGUGGAAUAAAACUUUACGACGUUACUUUGGAUCAACUUUUCGGCAAGAAGGCUGACACUGGCGGCCAAGCUCCAAUCAGUACGGGGACAUCUGAAGUUCCAACAAUCUCGGUAAACUUAGAAGUAUCAUCAAAUUGUCAGCUAGAAAACCCACAAGUGGAUGAUUUACUCCGGCAACUGGAAUUAAAAGAAAAACAAAUAAAGCACCUAGAGCAAAUACUCCAAGAACAUCUACCAACGAUAGGUAGCAGUGCCGAUGAAUCUAACUCGGAUCCUCGCUUCGAUGGCUGUGACGUUACUAAUCCACCAUUACUGGAGAAAUUACGGCAAAUGAUAGAACGUAAGGAUCAAGAGCUGCAAAGCCAGUCGAGGCAAAUUGUCGAUCUAUGCGAGGAAAUCAAGGGCCUGAAAACCAAAAUCGAAGAAAUGGAUCUGUUUUCACAGUUGGAUUCCGAAAUGUCGCAAUCACUGACCGACAUCAAAAUGGAAGAUACGGAUGCAUCAAAUAGAAAACUGUUGCAGCAACUGCAAAAUAUUUCACGUGUAAAAUCCGAGCAACUGGAAACUGUCGUUGAAGAAAAUGAAAAACUUUGGAAGGAAAUUGGAGAACUAAAAAGCAAAUUCAAUCAACAGUCGAAUCGCGAUAAUGAGUCACUGAUCAAUGAAAUCAAAGAUCAUUACGAUAAAAAUUGUCGGCUGCAGCAAAAGCUCAAUGAUACUGAAUGGUUGCUACGGGAUGCCACCUCUGCUGUGGCCCAUCGGAAGAAAGUAAUCGACACUUUGCGGCGGGAUAAUGCAGAGUUGAAAAAGUCCCUAGCGAUGCCGUCGGGCCCCGGACUUCUGCGAUCGGUUUCGCACCCCAGCAUGGAUACCGCUUCAACGUGUUCGUCCGAGUCGGUUACCUCGUUCGGUAGUGCCCACUCGGAUUCCUCCUCGGCUACGAUAAGGAUGCAUAUGUACGAAUCCAACCCGGAUCGGUUGCCGGCAGUCGGGAUCGAAAAAUCACCAGACUCGGAACAGGUUCAGCGACUUCGAACCGAGCUGGCCAACGUUAGCGAACAGUUGCACAUGUUUCAGCAGACCAAGCGAGCUCAGGAUGAUAUCGUUGCCGAGCAGUGCGCCCGGUUGGAUGCGAGUGAAGCCGAACUGAAAGUUCUGCGCAAAGAUUACGAGAACAACGAACGAAAGUUGUUCCACAUUCGAGCGGAGAUUAAGAGACUGAUUGCCGAAAUCAACGAUAACUUGAAAGGGCAACUGAAACCACCGAGCAGUAUAGAGGAAUUCUUUUCCCAACAAGAUUUAAAUGACCAUAGUCCUGAUCGAGGCGAGGAAACAUUUGUACUUAAUUUGCUCAAACAAUAUCUGACGACUAUUGUGAAAAGGUACAACACAAUUACGGAGGAACGCCACGAUUUGUGUCGGGUAGUUGACGAUGCAAAACAACAGAUCAAUGACCUGCAGCAGGAAAAAGACCACUGCGAGUAUCGUAUCUCGCAACUAGAGUGUGAACUACGAGUGGCGGCCAGCCAGGCAUCGAUCGAUACCAUUGGGAAAGAGACUUCAAUCGAUUCCGACAUCAUGUCGGUGGACAACGACAUACUACAGGCCAGCGAGACUCUGAGCGCCCAACGGAUACGAAUGCAAACCGUCCUGCGGGACAUUUCAGCGGAAAUCGCCUAUCUGAUAGGAAAGAAUCUGUCAAGCGAUUCCCUAAGCUCGCUGUCGGAGCUCGAUGCUGCGCCGUUGUAUCUGUUGAUAGCCGAUCUGAAGAAGGAGAUCGAAUCCAAGGAUCAGGUUCUGUCGGGACGCCAGCGGUACAUUGGUCAGUUGGAGCAAGAGGUGAUGGUCCACCAGAAGGAGCUGCAUCGGCUUAAGCUGCGCGAGGAAAAGGUGGAUGCCGAUCGACUGAACUACGAGAAAAGGAUAUCAAAUUUGCAACGGGCCUUGCACGAUCACGAUGGCACGAUUUCGGCGCUCAAAGAGCACAACCACGAGCUCCAACAGCAUCUGGAAGAUAUGAAAGACACUCUGCAAACCUACAAGGAAAGCAUCCGGCGGUUAGGCGAGGAAAAGGCGAGCUUGGAGGAAGAGUGUAAAAAUCAGCUCAUCACCAUCUCCAAUCUGCGCACUGCGUUGGAGGAAACAAAACGCAACGGCAGCUCUUCAGUGACCAACUUGCAGGAAGUUAUUGAGUCAUUACACUCAGAGGUAGCUCUGCUAGGAGAACAACUGAAUCAGUCGUUUCGAGAGAACCUCAGCAAAGACAACGAAUUGGAUCACUAUCGUGACUCCAACCUGCAGCUGCGUUGCCAAAUAACCGACCUAACGCGCGAUAUGCACGAUCUGAAGGACAUUGCCAUGCUGGUGGACGUCAGGCGAGAGCUGGAAGAGCAGAAACAGCGGCACCUGACGCAGAUCAAAAAUGAAAUGAGCGGCCUGCAGUCGCAGAUGGCCGAGCUGAAGAACGAGAUCGAUUCCCGGCAGCGCGACUGCAGCUACUUGACCUACUUCCGGGACAAGUGUGCCGAAUUGGAAAUGGAACACCAACAGGAGUUGCAACGGAUGCGUAGCGAUAUCGAGGCGUUGAGUGCGCAGUUAGUGGACAGCAAGGAGACGAGCAUACAACAUGAGCAAUUGAUGCGGGAAUCAAACACCUUGCAGAACACGAUACUGGAGUUGAGCAAUCAGAAUGAAAUUCUCCAGAAAGCGAUUCAGUCCUAUCAAGACGAGGUGGAACAAUUGCAGCAGGAACUUAGUACAUCAAAAUUCCAGUUCACAAAUUUGAACCAAGAGUUGGAAACCCAAAAAGCGUUGUGCAGUGAGAAGGAUAGCAAAAUUAUAAGUAUAAACUCCGAGCGGGAGAAGUUACAGGGUGAUCUCAAUCUACACAAACGCAUGUGCAAAUGUGGAUUCAACACCAAUUUAAAAGAAAGGUCGAAGACACCGGUAUCACAUUCACUGCAGAAGCAGGUUGUACAAAAGACGUUAGAGGCAACGAAGGCCGCCGAUGCGUUGAAACAACGGACAGCGGAUUUCAAGAAGCUGGAGAAUCAGUACGUCGAAGAGAGGAUACGACUUACGGAACAAACGACGGAGCUGUUUACACAGAUUGGAAAAUUGAAAGGUAAAAACUCAAACCUAGAGCAAAGUCUUUUCCACAAGGAAGAAAUGAUCGAGCGGUUGCGGCAGAACUUACACGAGGUUAGCGAGCGUCUAGUGGCCAAAUCCGAAAUUGCCCAAUCCAUGGAAGCCAAAAACACUAGUCUAUCCCAAGCGUGGGACAAGUACCGAGAAGAUUCCACUGCCCGUGAGAAGAAACUGGUCGAAGAACUGAACAGCAUCAAACGCAACUCGCAGAACCAGCGCAACCAACUGCAACAGUGCGAACAUCAGCUGGCGUGGCACCGAGAAGAGCUGGAAAAACUUCGAGGGAAAACCGAAACGCUGCUGAAAGAGAGGGAUUCGCUGAGACAAGACGCGGAAGAUUUAGGUAAUAAACUCUCCGGGUUUGCUGGCAAGGAAAGUGCGUAUUGCGAGCUUCUGAAGAAGCUUCAGGACGAUUUCUCACAGAAGACGGGUCGAUUGGCGGAAGUGGAAGACAACUAUCGCAAGCUCAGCCACGCCUAUCAAAAUCUGAAAACCUUCAACGAGGAUCUUACCAAGCAGUAUCAGACUGCGCGGAACCAUUUGGAAAACUACAAGGAACUGGUAGAAUUUAAGCGUCAAACUAUCAACACUGUCAAACUGGCACGAAAAUGCGCCGAAGAGUCUCGUCAACGGGAGCGGGACUACGAGCAGAAGGUUGCUGAACAGAAACGAAUCAUCACCCAGCAGCAGGAGGACUUGGUAAAGUUGAUGGAUAAGAUGCAGGAUUAUCACAGGGAUUCGUUGAUUCUGAACCGGCGGUUGCAAGACUACCAACAGACGUACGACGACGGUCGAAGAAACUUAAGCACCUCACUUCAUCAGACGUUCUAUCCAUCAGAGGCAAACAAGUUGAUUCGCUCUAGUAGUGAUCCAAAUUGCAAAGAGAGUGACGACUUACUUCGGAGGUUACAGUACACCAAGGAUCGAAUACACCGGACGAGAGAGUUUUGGUACCGAGGGAUCAAAGAGAUCAUGCCACCAAGAAGGGAUGAAUCGUAGGCCAUAGAAAGACAGAAAAUGGUGGUGUUUGAUUUCGGAAAACGCAUUUUAGGGACCGUACUUUUUCAAAUGCAUUUGUAGAAACUAGCUGAAGUCGAUUUUUUCGAUGAAUAUCCGUACAAUUUGUAUUAUAUUUUGAUAUAUUAGUUAUUCCGUAUUUUAUACUGUAUAAACACUGUUUUUCUUAUUAAG